UUAGCUUUUUUUUUGUUUAGAAUAAUAAAUUCCUUUCAUUUAUUUUUAGAAAUAUCUUUCAAACUACAAACUAUAUGCAAAAUAGGUACCUUUAAUUGUUUUAAAUAAGUUGAAUAUAGUGGAAAGUAAAAAUUAUGGAUACUUUAGAAGAUAGACGGUUAUGGAUAGGAAACUUAGAUCCAAGGAUUACAGAAUACCAAUUAUUGAAAAUUUUACAAAAGUAUGGUGAUAUUGAAAAAUUUGAUUUGCUUUUUCAUAAAAGUGGGCCUUUAGCUGGACAACCCAGAGGAUAUGCGUUUGUAACAUAUAAAAGUACUAAGGACUCUGCUUGCGCUCUAGACAAAUUAAAUGGAAAAUUGGUGGGCAUCAAAAAUGUUGCAGUUAGAUUAGCUAAAAAUAUUAAUUAUGAUGAAUUAGAAAAACCCAAGCCAAAAAUAGAAAUUCCAGUUUUAGCUGCUGGAGUGUCUAAACAAAAUAAAAUUAGUAAGGAAUUGGCAAUAGAAGCAAUUCAGGCAAAAUUAGAUGCAUUGCAGAAAAAUAGUGAUGAUGAUUUUGAAAUUAACAAAACAGCAGCGAAUUCAACGCCUUUCAUUCAAAAAUAUCAAUUUAAUAAAAAUAAUACUGAGAAUCCGAGGCAAAUAAAAAAUUCUCGACAUCCAAAUCACAAAUAUAGAAAUGUAUCAAAACCAUACAAUAAAAUAAGGCCUCCUAAACGAUAGUUAUUGCACAUAUUGAUUUUAUAAGAUUUUUAUUUUGUAAUUAGUUUAAAUUUAUUUAUGAGUUGAUAAUAAAGUGUACAAAAUACUAAUUUUAACUUUUAAUAGCUUUUGAGUGUUUCA
Condylostylus longicornis is the source of this 839-nucleotide messenger RNA. Its product is annotated as probable RNA-binding protein 18. The record is from RefSeq and is a predicted model, not a curated record. NCBI's taxonomy places the organism in Eukaryota, Metazoa, Arthropoda, Insecta, Diptera, Dolichopodidae. The transcript has a single exon. Gene Ontology annotation, molecular function: RNA binding. The coding region runs from base 135 to 719 and encodes 194 amino acids.